AUGUCUCUCGUGGAUGCUUCUCGCGAGGACGUCGGCGCGCCGCGUCUCCCGCACAUCAGAUCCGCGCACUGCACCCGCACGGAAGCGCGACACGCGCGGUCUCUGUCGCACCAAGUGGUCGCACCGGUCGCUCAAAAUGUCGCCGAAGCCGCUGAUUCGUCGCAGCCGCGUUCGGAUUCGGAAAGCGGGGGAUCGACCCCUCCGCAUCAUCCGUCGCAGCUGUGGCAGCGGCGCAACUGGCAGCCCGCCGCGUCGCUUCAGCUCGACCCGCGCCGCCAAUCCUCGCCGGCCGAAAAAGCAGCCUUCGGCGCGGCGCGCCAUUCAAGGAGCGCAAGCGCCGCCGGGCUGUUUUCCGCGGAUUUUGGCGGCGCUCGCCCCGAUCGCGGUGCGAGCCCCCAUGGAGCAGCCGUACGUCCCGCGGGGAGCGCUCGGCGGGCAACCCCUGCGGAUUGCGCAACUGUCGGCACGGCGGAGGGGCGCAGCGUCGGCGCGCGACAAAUGCUCGCUCGGUCGCACAGCGUCUCGGGUGGCGCGACGUCGUCAUCAAAGGGAGCCGUUGCGACGGGCGCGGGCGUCGCACACGCAGGUGGCGCGUCGCAGGGUCACCGCGAGGCCAUCUCGCGUCCCGUACGCGGCGCUUCCGCGUCACCGGUGCGCGUCGCCGCCAUCCCCGCCAUUUCGGGGGGGAGGCAACCGGCGGGGGGGAGCAGCGAGUCGGCGGCGCGGGGAGCUGGCGCAUGUGGCGGAACCGUCGCCUCAGGUAGCAGCGCCGUGGUUGGCGGAACUGGCGUCGGCACAGGCAGCAUCGGGACGCACGCGCGCACGUUUCGGCGGAGUGCGAGCUGCGCGUUCAGGGCGGGCGGAGAAAGCGAGGGGGAUUGCGGCGAGCGCGCUUUGCGGAGGGGGCAGAGUCACGUAGUAAGGGGCAGCAGCAGCGGCGACGGCGGAUGCCGCAUUGCGCUCGUGCGCGCUGACGGCGGAGCGUCGGAUGCUGCCGCCGCCAGCCCUGCUAGCAAUCGGCGCGCUGGCGGCGCCGCGUUUCAGCGCGUGUUUUCCACUUCGUCCCUCGAGGAGCCCUUCCCUGCCGGCGCCGCCCUUUCCCCCCCGCGCGCGUCCCCAACUUGGCCCCCCGGGCACGCGCGCCGCCACUCCACUUGCGCCAACUUCCGCGCGCUCAGUCCCACCGACCGCGCGCUCCCGCGGAAGACCGCGGGGGCAGGGUCGGCUGGCUCGAGCUCAAGCGCUUCCGCGGCGAAGGCGGGAAAUGCGCCAGUCGCCCCUACGGCGUCUGUCGCCGCCACUUCCGCGCAGGUUCACGCGGCGGGGGCGCCCGCGCCAGCGCCGAGCGCGGAAAGCCCUCCCGGCGGCGGGACGCCGCCGGCGGCUUUUCCGAGGGGAGCGGGCGUGGGCCGCGCGGGGACUCGGCGGAGCGCGUCGCUGGCGUCGUUGGCGGAAUGGCAGCAGACCGGAGGAGCGGAGCCCCGCGUCGCGUCGCCAAAGCCCGCCCACUCGUUUCCGCCCCGGUGCGCGUCGUUUGAGUCGCAGGACCCCAAGGCGGCGGGACCAGCGAGUGCCGUUCUCUCCGCGAGUCACAGUCCGGGUCACAGGCGCAGCAACAGCCAUGCCGUUGGCGGCAAUGGCAACCGUGGCAGCAGCCAUGGCGCGCCGAGCGUGAGUCCGCGACGACGCGCCAUGCUGCCGCCGCCCUCGCCCACCCACCACCACCACCAGCAGCCGCAGCACCAGCAGCAGCAGCUGCCGCAGCAGCCGCCGCCGCAGCAGGCGCGGCAGAACGGCGUGUGGCGGCCCCCGCCUAUCUUCACGCGGAUCAGCGCGGACGAUGAUGGCGGGGAGGAUGACGAUGUGCCUCUAGCGGAAGCCGUUCCCCCGCUUGUGUCACACUCGCCCAGCUCCCCGCAUGUAACCGCCCAAGCAGCGGAAGCAGCAGCAGAGGCGGCAGCGGAUGCAGGCGCGAGCGCCCCCACCCCUUCCCCCCGAUCCCCCCUCGCCUGGUCCUCCCCGCGCCUCGUCUCCCCCCGCCCCCCUUCCCCCUCUCACCCGCUCCCCCACUCCUCAAAGGCCCCCAGGCUGCCGCGCCUCUCCGCCUCGCCCGCGCCCCCCCUCCGCCCUCCGCCGCCCGCGCCCGCCCCACGCACGUGCCCCGCUGCUCCUCCGUGCCUACCGCAGCCCUGUCGCAGGUUCGGGUGCCUGCCGGACCUCCAGCCUCGGUGCGACGCUCGGGAUCCCGGUCCAGUGAGUGGCAGCUGCAAGGCUCGGUGGGCGGGAAGAGUCAACCGGAGGGUUGGUCCGAGUCAGAUGGGGAGAGCGGCAGCGUGA
This is a messenger RNA of Closterium sp. Yama58-4, 2337 nucleotides long. NCBI's taxonomy places the organism in Eukaryota, Viridiplantae, Streptophyta, Zygnematophyceae, Desmidiales, Closteriaceae. The record is from the annotation of a GenBank genome assembly.